Messenger RNA from Zingiber officinale, 1801 nucleotides. RefSeq names its product phosphopantothenoylcysteine decarboxylase-like. The transcript has 7 exons. Gene Ontology annotation, cellular component: phosphopantothenoylcysteine decarboxylase complex. Gene Ontology annotation, biological process: coenzyme A biosynthetic process. Gene Ontology annotation, molecular function: phosphopantothenoylcysteine decarboxylase activity; FMN binding. The record is from RefSeq and is a predicted model, not a curated record. The coding region runs from base 969 to 1565 and encodes 198 amino acids. NCBI's taxonomy places the organism in Eukaryota, Viridiplantae, Streptophyta, Magnoliopsida, Zingiberales, Zingiberaceae.
AAAUAACCUGCUAAACCUACUAUGAAUAGCUAAACCUAGGUUUGCCGAUUUCCUCCUCUUGCCCCUCCCGACCUCUCUGUCGACACCUCUUCCUCUUCUCUUCAUCGCCGCCGACCCGGCGCCACAGGCUCUCCUCCGGCCACGAGCGAAGUCGCUGAUCUCCUUGCGCGCCGUCGCCCCCUUCGACUUUGUUGAGCCAGGACGAUCGAUCAACAUCGACCGUUACUAUUCGAUCGAUCCACGGCUGAGCUACUCGUGCCACCGCCAGCCGUGGCCCCGACCAUGUGUCACCACUGGAGCGCCUUCUUCCUAAUCUGAGGCCAUCAUCCAUUCCAUCGCCGGCAACUCCUUCCUAUUCCGUCCAUCCACAAUGCACCUCAUCAGAGAGCUCUGGGAUUUCACAGUUUCUCCUACAUCCCCUUCAUGAGUGUUCGAUCUCUUUUGGAACUGAAGCAAUUCCCUGCCUCCGGGCGAGCAGAUCGCCGACCCUUUCUGCUCAACGCCAUCACCUCCAGCCUUGGUGGCACUGCCGGCCAGCUGUAGCUUUAACUGCUGGAAAUUUGAUUCUGAUUUGGGACGAGCAUUUCGACGUGGGAGUUAUCUUCCACUCACUUUCCGUGCCUUCCCUCAACCCGAAACCCUGAUGCCCAUCACUCUUCCUCCACCAGCAUUGGAAGUCCUCUCCCUCUCUCACCGCGCUCAUCCGUCCACCCACCUCCAAUGACAUUAUCCAUCAUUCCAUCUUCGAUUCAAGAAAAGGCGAUGAGCGCAUGUCAAGAGGCUAGUUAAUCGGAAAAAAAAAUUGACAUCCUUGAAAACUUGGCUGGCAAGGAAGUUUCAUACUUGACAUAAUCAUGUUUAUUUCUUCUUUAUCUCAUCCCAAGUGAGUGGGAAUCAGGAUUUGAUGUGAAGUACAAGAAUAUGGAAAACAAAUAGAAGCAAACUCUCUCUCUAUGUGAUUAUGCUUGAUGGCCAGUGCUAAAUCAACCUCGGACAACCUUCAGCCUGCUAAACCAAGGAUCCUUUUAGCUGUUUCUGGAAGUGUUGCUGCUAUUAAAUUUGAGAUUUUAUGUCGGAAAUUUUUGGAGUGGGCAGAAAUAAGGGCAGUCGCAACUCAAUCAUCGUUGCACUUUAUUGACAGAAGAUCACUACCUAGCGAUGUGCUUUUUUACACAGAUGAUGACGAAUGGUCUACUUGGAAGAAGAUUGGAGAUGAUGUGUUGCACAUUGAGCUUAGGAAAUGGGCGGAUAUCAUGGUGAUUGCACCAUUGUCAGCAAAUACACUUGCUAAGAUUGCUGGAGGAUUGUGCGACAACCUACUAACAUGCAUUGUGCGAGCCUGGGAUUACCGCAAGCCGAUAUAUGUGGCUCCUGCUAUGAACACCUUCAUGUGGAAUAAUGCUUUCACAAAGCGUCAUCUGGAUGUAAUUAAAGAACUUGGCUUCCAUCUCAUCCCUCCCAUUGCCAAGACGCUGGCCUGUGGAGAUCAUGGAAAUGGUGCCAUGGCUGAACCUCAUGUUAUAUAUAAUACCAUUAGACUUUCAUUCAAGCCAUCAGCUAGUUAAUUAUUAAUCAAGCCGCCAACUUAUCGGCAAACUCCUUAAGUGGUUCAGUUUGUAAACGUAACAUGAGUCCAGCUAGUUUGAUUUAUCAGGUCUUAGAUCAUCACUGUUUCUCUUCUCAGGAGAAUUAAGCCUUGGUCUUAAUGGUUGUCUGAACCGUUUUGUGAAGGAAGUUUCCAUUAUUUAGUCGCUGAUAAAAAAUAUUAUAUAGUUUUAGUAUUGUUGAAAUUUGUGGAUCA